Sinocyclocheilus anshuiensis is the source of this 564-nucleotide messenger RNA. Its product is annotated as transcription factor Sox-1b-like. Gene Ontology annotation, biological process: positive regulation of transcription by RNA polymerase II; negative regulation of transcription by RNA polymerase II; neuron differentiation. The transcript has a single exon. Gene Ontology annotation, cellular component: nucleus. Lineage: Eukaryota; Metazoa; Chordata; Actinopteri; Cypriniformes; Cyprinidae. The annotation marks the transcript as partial. Gene Ontology annotation, molecular function: RNA polymerase II cis-regulatory region sequence-specific DNA binding; DNA-binding transcription activator activity, RNA polymerase II-specific. The record is from RefSeq and is a predicted model, not a curated record.
GCUCAGGAGAAUCCAAAGAUGCACAACUCGGAGAUCAGUAAGCGCCUCGGAGCAGAGUGGAAAGUCAUGUCCGAGCCGGAAAAGCGACCCUUCAUUGACGAGGCGAAAAGACUGCGUGCCAUGCACAUGAAGGAGCAUCCGGAUUACAAGUACCGACCCCGGAGGAAGAACAAGACGCUGCUCAAGAAGGACAAGUACUCUUUGGCGGGUGGCCUGCUCGCUGGACCAGGUGGCGGAGGCAGCUUGGGGCUGGCAAUAGGUGCAGCGGGGGUCGGGCAGAGGUUAGACAGUCCGGUGGGUCACGGCGGCAACACCGCGGCGAGCUACGCGCACAUGAACGGCUGGACCAACGGGGCGUACUCGGGGCAGGUAGCGGCCGCCGCGGCUGCAGCCGCAAUGAUGCAGGAGGCGCAGCUCGCCUACAGCCAGCACCCGGGCAGCGGAGCGCAUCACCACCACGGACACCAUCACCAUCCGCAUAAUCCCCAGCCUAUGCACCGCUACGAAAUGACGGCUCUCCAGUACAGCCCCAUCUCAAACUCUCAGAGCUACAUGAGCGCCUCG